AUGAGUAAAGCCAUGAAAUGGGGUGAAUUGAAGAGAAAGCCAAGACUUGGCCAAAAAUUGGUAUGGGAUGUUAUGGUCUUACCUACCACGGCUUUGACAAAUGAAUAUACUAUACUAGAUAUCUCUGACCCAUACAAAUGUGGUGCUCUACUCAAUAAAGGUCAAUGGCUUGAUCCAGGUCCAAGAUGGAGUUCCCGAAAUCCUUUUCAAAAUUGGCAACCCCCAGGAUGUAUGAUGUAUGAAUACAAGCAAAAAGAUAUACAAGAAUGUUUCAAGGAUCGCAGAUUAGUAUUCAUUGGGGAUUCCACCACGCGACAAAUCUUCUGGGCAGUUGCAAAGAAGAUGGAUCAAGAAAGGGCAGAAGAAGGAAUCAAGGAACAUUUGGAGUUGGAGGAGAAACAUAAAGAUUUGGAGUUUAGUUCUUCAGGUGUUACGGUUCAAUUUAUUUGGGAUCCUUAUUUGAAUUCGACGAGACUGGAUCGAGAAUUAAAUAAAUUCAAUGCAAAUCCGGCCCAAGAUUCAGAAACGGAUGAGAGUGCUGGUUUGAUACUAUUAGGUGCUCCAGGUUUAUGGUAUGCGAGACAUGGACAGGAGAAUUUCUUCAAGGAUUUUAGGGAUUCCAUUGAACAUGUUAUUCCUUUCAUGGAUCACGAUGGAGGAGAACAUGCUGUAAAAGCAUCAUCAUCACAGCCAUUUCUUUCGAGGAAGAAAUCUCCGAAUUUCUUACUAUUAGCUCCAGUUCAGGUGCCGUGGUAUCAAGCUUUAUCACCAUCACGAGAAGAAACUAUUACACCAGAAAAGAUUGAUCAAAUGAACGAUUAUUUACAACAAGUUUCUGCACAUUCACAAGCCGACAUUGUCUGGAGUUUUUCACUUAUGACUUGGGCCGGUCGUGGAGAAUAUGAAGAAAGUGGAUUACAUGUGGUUGAUAAUGUAGCUCAUCGAAAAGCAGAUGUUCUACUUAAUCUUCGUUGUAAUGCGGAUGCAGCAGAACGUGGUUAUCCUUACGAACGAACUUGUUGUAAUAAUUAUCGAAAACCAAAUGUUAUUCAAUGGCUUAUCAUUUUGGUUGGGAUGAUAUUACUUCCUAUUUUCUUUUUAUUACGUCGUAAGCAUGUCUUACGAGUCGGAAAGUUUUUACCUCAAGCAGAGGUCCUCGGUGCUUUUAUGACUUUUGCUUUAGUAAUUUGCUACUGCUAUUACGCGGAUCGAACUCAAUUAUUUGAGAAAGAGCAAAAGCAAUUUCGUAGGAGAGAAUUUCUUAUUGCUUCUUCCUUCGUACUUAUCAUUGGUCUUCUUUCUAUUAGAUCGACUACCCCUUCGAGUCCUUCCAAAGGAAUUCAUGAAAUUGGAGCUCAUGCUCUCGAUUAUGGAUUUCUUUCGAGAGAUCAAACUGAUGAAUGGAAAGGAUGGAUGCAAUUUUUGAUCCUCAUUUAUCAUUAUACCCACGGAUCAAAAACUCUAUGGCUAUUUGAGAUUAUGCGAAAUCUUGUUGCUGGUUAUCUUUUCAUGACGGGAUAUGGACAUACUAUGUAUUUUCUGAAGAGGGAAGAUUAUUCUUUCAAAAGAGUCGCUAGUGUUUUGCUUCGACUCAAUUUGUUAACUUGUGCCUUGUCUUAUAUGAUGAGAACUGAUUAUAUGGCUCAUUAUUUUGUUCCACUUGUCAGUUUUUGGUUCUUGGUAAUUUACUUUACCUUGAAGAUAAGACAGACCGGCAAUUCCAGUACCGGAUUCUUAUUGGGGAAAAUCUUCAUUUCGGCUAUUCUUACAACGGCUUUUAUAAAAGCCCCUGGAGUUCUGGAAGUUCUAGCUUUUCUUCUCAAGUAUUCAUGUGCGAUUUCAUGGAAUAUGAAAGAAUGGAGGUAUCGCGCUGGGAUGGAUAUGUUCAUCGUUUACAUCGGCAUGAUAACAGCAAUUCUUUACUUACGUCUCACACGCAUCAAAUCCGCCUCCAUAAGUUGUACAUCUAAAAUCGAUAUCCUUCUUCGACCAAUUGCUCGUCAUCCUACUCUCUUCAAAACAGCCUCCAUAAUAGCCUCACUCAUCCUCCUGCCAGGUUUCCGUCUCUUAACCAAAAGAUCUCCCGAUAAGGAAGAUUAUCUCUGGUGGCAUCCUUAUAUCUCCUUGGUUCCUAUUCUGUCUUACAUUGCGUUGAGGAAUGGAAGUAGAAUGCUGAGGAACUAUCAUUCAGUGAUUUUUGCGUGGCUGGGGAGAUGCUCGCUAGAAACUUUCGUACUGCAGAGUCAUAUUUGGAUGGCGGCAGAUUUGAAGGGGUUAUUGCGAUUGGGGGUUUGGGGGAGGUGGACUGAGGCGGCAUUACUUACUGUGGUUUUUGGUUGGGUGGCUUGGAGGGUGCAGGGGGCUACGGAGAGGAUUGUGGGAUGGUUUGUUAAUGGAUGUUUUGGGAUGGGAGGGGGUGGCUGUGGAAAUGGGAGUGCUGGGCUGGGUGUAGGGGGACAGGAAAAAUAUAUUUUGGGUGAUGAGGUUGGUGGUGUAGGGAUGGGGAAGUUGGGAUUGGGUAUAUUGCCGACGGAUGAAGGCGGAGGUGAAGAGGGUACUCCAAGUAAACAUUUUAGGCAGGGAGGUUGGAGUGGUGGUGGAGAGGGAAGCGGGAAUGCGAAUGGGAAUGGAAAUGAGAAUGAAACGGGAGCUCGGUACUGGAGAAAUAGAAUUAUGAGGGCUUUGAGAACGGAUUUGAGAUGGAGAGUUGCUACAUGA
Sclerotinia sclerotiorum 1980 UF-70 is the source of this 2718-nucleotide messenger RNA. RefSeq lists its product as hypothetical. The record is from RefSeq and is a predicted model, not a curated record. Lineage: Eukaryota; Fungi; Ascomycota; Leotiomycetes; Helotiales; Sclerotiniaceae. The coding region runs from base 1 to 2718 and encodes 905 amino acids. The transcript is spliced from 3 exons.